This is a messenger RNA of Penicillium pulvis, 1407 nucleotides long. It is a transcript of the gene cbhC, whose product is annotated as putative cellobiohydrolase. Gene Ontology annotation, cellular component: extracellular region. Bases 1 to 1407 code for a protein of 468 amino acids. Gene Ontology annotation, molecular function: cellulose binding; hydrolase activity, hydrolyzing O-glycosyl compounds. The transcript is spliced from 8 exons. The record is from RefSeq and is a predicted model, not a curated record. Gene Ontology annotation, biological process: cellulose catabolic process. Lineage: Eukaryota; Fungi; Ascomycota; Eurotiomycetes; Eurotiales; Aspergillaceae.
AUGCGUCUCACAUCAGGUUUAGUGUUGGCUCUAUUUUCUCCUGUCGCUUAUGCCCAGCAAUCACUCUAUGGUCAAUGCGGCGGCAGUGGAUGGUCAGGGUCAACAGUGUGCACAGCACAGGCGACUUGCAGCACCUUGAAUCCCUACUAUGCGCAGUGUGUUUCUGCAACUGCGACAACAAGCGCAACAAGCACAACAAGCACGACCACGGCAACCAAGACUACCAUGUUGACUUCAACUUCGACCACCACUACUAAAACAUCAACUGGAACUACUACUACUAAAGUAUCGACUGGAACUACCACUACAGCCGCUGCUACUACAAACAGUGGCAAUCCAUUUAGCGGUUACCAGCUCUAUGCCAACCCUUACUACUCCGCAGAGGUUUUCACGUCAGCGAUUCCGUCACUGACUAGUUCUCUCGCGGCAAAAGCUAGCUCGGUCGCCAAAGUUCCAUCCUUUGUUUGGCUUGACACGGCCGCUAAGGUUCCAACCAUGGGAACUUAUCUCGCCGACAUCCAGUCACAGAAUGCGGCCGGUGCUAGCCCUCCCAUUGCGGGUAUUUUUGUGGUGUAUGACUUGCCAGACCGCGACUGCGCCGCUUUAGCCAGCAAUGGAGAGUACUCAAUUGCCGAUAACGGUGUCGCCAAUUACAAAGCGUACAUUGACUCAAUCAGAGCUCAAAUUAUCAAAUAUUCUGAUGUGCAGACUAUACUGGUCAUUGAGCCCGAUAGCCUCGCCAAUCUUGUUACCAAUCUGAAUGUGGCCAAGUGUGCCAAUGCUGAGAGUGCUUAUCUGGAGUGCGUCAACUAUGCGUUGAUUCAGCUCAACCUGGCAAACGUAGCCAUGUAUCUUGAUGCCGGACAUGCCGGCUGGCUGGGCUGGUCAGCUAACCUCCAACCGGCCGCUACGCUCUUUGCCAAUGUAUACAAGAACGCGUCGUCACCAGCUGCUGUGCGCGGAUUAGCCACUAACGUUGCUAACUAUAAUGCCUGGACAAUCGGCACUUGUCCAUCAUAUACAUCCGGAGAUUCCAACUGCGACGAAAAGCUUUAUGUCAAUGCCAUUGCCCCUCUGCUUGAAGCUGCAGGCUUUUCUGCCCACUUCAUCACCGACACUUCACGAAAUGGUGUCCAGCCGACCAAGCAAAAUGCCUGGGGUGACUGGUGCAAUGUCAUUGGUACCGGCUUUGGUGUUCGCCCCACGACAGAUACUGGCGAUGCGCUUGAAGAUGCGUUUGUUUGGGUCAAGCCCGGCGGAGAAUGUGAUGGUACAUCGGAUACCACAUCGUCACGAUAUGAUGCACACUGCGGAUAUAGUGAUGCCUUACAGCCAGCUCCAGAAGCCGGAACUUGGUUCGAAGCCUAUUUUGAGCAGUUGCUUGUGAAUGCCAAUCCGUCUUUCUAA